AAUCUGAAAAGCGAUGAUGAAGGAGGGAGGGGUGGUGGAUCAGGCUUUUGAACAGCGUCUCUAUUUUCAGGAUGGUGAUAUUAGCCGAAAAAUGAGUUGAUGCAUCCCGUCAAUUCGCUUUUCUGAACAACUGUUACUUUUAGCUAACAAGACCAAGGUUUAAUUGUGGUGGCUAAACUUUUGGGUCGUCGAGUGAAUGUCAUUGCCCUUCAAAACAGGUUGCUUGGUCUGUGGAAACCAAAAGGUUGGAUGAAGUGUGUUGACAUUGAGAACGAUUAUUUUGAAAUCAACUUUAGUAAUUUGAAAGAUUUUUCGAAAGUGCUUGUGGAGGGUUCCUGGAUCAUUUUCGGACAUAAUCUCACGAUCCAACCUUGGUCUCUUUCGUUUGAUCCCUCUAACCCUUAUUCGAUUUCCAUUGUAUCAUGGAUUCGAAUCCCUAACCUCCCCAGUUCUCUCUACCAUAAGCCUAUUCUCGAGCAAGUAGGUUCCAUGAUCAGCAAAGUCAUUAAAAUUGAUGAACGUACCCUUCUUGCCACGAGAGGCCGUUUUGCUUGGUUGGCUGUCACGGUGGAUCUCACGAAAUCCUUGAUUACCAGGAUUUUAGUGAACGGGAAGCUUAAGGUCAUUGAAUAUGAGGCUCUCCCAAUCGUGUGUUUCCAUUGUGGCGUUUAUAGUCACAUUAAGGAUAAUUGCCCUAGGCUUGUCGUCAACUUGAGUAACACGGAAGGUGCAUCGACUUUGGAGGAAAAGAAGACUGCGGUGGCCGAACAUCGAAGGAGAAACGAGCGGCGGUUGAACUAUACGGCCUCUGGAUUCUAGUUGAGCCUCGGAAAAGGCAACAAUCUGGAAAUGGGAAGAAUGGAUCUGGUGGUGGGAAUCGUGGAAAUCCCUCCAAUGGCUCUCGAUUCAAUCCCCUCGCUAAAAAUCCGGAAAGCUUGUCUGGUCUUGCUGAUUCAAAGGAGAAUGAUAAUAGAAAAGAAAUUAAAAGAGCCAAAGAUAGUGCCAAAAAUUUUGGUGAUAUUAAAGGGAAGAAAGAAGGCGUUGGAAAUAAUAAAAGAAAGGAGGUGGUGGAAGAAAUUGUUAACCCAUUCUCUGGAAUUGAUUUAAAUGCCAUUCCAACCAAUAAUGGGCCAUUUGUUGGACAAGCUGAGGAUGGACCCCCUGAUUUUGUUAAUAAUGAGCAUAAGGGCCGCACGAGAAAAAAUAAUACUCCGCCUAUUGCUUCUAGUUCAAAAGAAAGUCUACUGCGCCAUCUAAUGAGGCCACGUCUACUGGGUUGUUAUUAAGAAUGGUUCAGGCCUUGUGACUUGUAGGGGGGUAGGUCCAGUCGUAGAAGAACUAGGCCCAAACAGAUCAAUCUGGAUCCAUCUAAGUAUACCGUUGUUAAUUUGGAACCAAACAAAAGCCAAGUGAAUGAUGUCCAAGCUGUGGCUUCUGUAUCGCAUACAUCUGUUCAUGUUAAUUUUCCUAGCAGUUCCGACCAAAAUCAUGGUAAUAAUGGCAUCAAUUUUUUAAUUCCUGUAAUUGAUGCGGUUAAUGCAAUGGUGCAGGGUUUUAAAGUGGCCAUGGAGUCGGAUGAUGUUGCCGAGGGAGGCAACGUGACAAGCCAAGGGCUCGAAACUAUUCCGGAGAUGAUUUCUAAUGGUCAUCAAACUUAAGGAAUGUCGUCUUACUCCUUUUUUCCUAAUUUUUCCUAUGACUAUGAAUCUUAAUAUUUUUGUGUGAAAUGCAUAGGGCUGUGAUAAUCCUCGGUUCGAUAAACACAUCAAUCCGGAUAUUGUAGCCUUUGUUGAAACUCAUAUUAGUAGUAAUAAUGCCAAUGCUGUGAUUUCUAAACUUAAUUUCAGUAGAUCUCACAGGAUUGAAGCCCGUGGUUUUACAGGUGGUCUAUGGAUUUGUUGGAAUGAUUUUGUUCAACUCGAGGUGCUAUAGAACCAUUUUCAAUUUGUACACAGUCGAGCAAAAAAGGGCCCUAUGGCAGAUUGGGUGUAUAUUUCUUUCGUUUAUAGAAGCCCACAAAGAGGGUCGAGGAAAUUUUUAUGGGAAGAAUUAUGUAACAUUUCCCGUAAUUUAUCUAAUCCUUGGCUUCUUGCAGGUGUUUUUAAUGCUAUUCUUUACAGAGAUGAGAAGAAAGGAAGCGGUUCACCUAACCUCGAGGGUGAAUCGAACUUCCAAAACUUUAUAUUUAAUGCAGGUCUUCGGGAUAUGGGAUUCAAGGGUCCUAAAUUUACGUGGUCAAGGGGAAACUUAUUCCAAUGUCUGGAUCGAGCCCUUUGUAACUCUGGUGGGAUCUUGCCUUUUCUCGGGCUACUGUUUACCACUUACACCGGCUUAAAUCGGAUCAUAGACCGCUUUUAAUAUCUGUUGGAGAAUAAUAGACGUAAUAGUGCUCGGCCGUUUCGGUUUUUUCCGUGUUGGCUUUCUCAUGAGGGCUUUGGGCAGCUGGUUUGUGACAACUGGUAGACUGUUCAGAGUGCACCGGAGGCUGUUGAAGCUAUGAGGGAAAAAGCUAUUGUUUGGAAUAAGUCCACUUUCGGCAUUCUUGUUAGUCGAAAAUGACGGAUCAUAGCCCGUCUUAAGGGGAUUUAGAAGACUCUUGCAACUCACAGAUCCACCAACCUUAUUACCACUGAGAUUGAUAUUCGUGUGGAGCUUGAGGAGAUCUUGGACUAUGAGGAGUUGUUAUGGAAAUUGAAAUCGAGGGAUGAUUGGAUCUCUUUGGGUGAUCACAAUACCAAGUAUUACCAUAAUAAGACCCUUGUUCGGCGAAAGUUCAAUAGGAUUGAAGGGUUAAAGAUUGAUGGGGUUAAUUGGUGCUUUGACAAUGAGGAGCUUUAGAAGGCUACGUCCCUUUAUUUCUCCAACCUGUAUACCGCUGAGGAUGUUGCCCUGGAUCAGAACUACAUCAGAGGGAAGUUUCCCCAGUUAUCUGCUGCUGCUGAGCUUUCUGCUCUCCAUGCCCCUAUCCAGGAUAGUGAGAUUCGUGAGGCGCUUUUCAGCAUGGCUCCUCACAAGGCUCCAGGUGUGGAUGGCUUAAUGCUCAAUUUUUUCAAAGCCAGUGGGACAUUGUGGGCCCUUCUAUUUGUAAUAUGGUUUGGGGAAUUUUCUUGGGUGAUGAGAUUAAUCCUCUGUUGAAUCGGACCCUUCUUGUCUUGAUUCCUAAAAGUUAGCAACGGGGAACUCGUAUCACAAUUUCAUCCAAUCAGCUUAUGCUCGGUUCUUUAUAAGAUCAUUACCAAGGCUAUUGUCCAUAGAUUGAAGCCGGUCAUGCCUACAUUGGUUGCUCUGACGCAAGUCAGUUUUGUUGCGGGUCGCCAUAUCACUGAUAACACCAUCAUUGCCCAAGAAGUCAUUCACUCUAUGAAUAAACUUAAAGGAAAAUCAGGGUGGAUGGCGAUUAAAGUUGAUCUUGAAAAGGCCUAUGACAAAAUUCGUUGGGAUUUUCUUAAUGAUUCCCUCCUUGAUGCUGGGUUGCCUUCUAGCCUGGUGGAUACUAUUAUGAGGUGCACUACUUCUGUUCGUAUGCAAGUGCUCUGGAAUGGGUCCAUUACUGAUGAGUUUCGUUCCUCACGCGAAAUACGGCAAGGAGACCCUCUCCCGUCGUACCUUUUUGUUCUUGGCAUGGAAAGGCUGGGGCAAAGCAUUACACAUGCGGUCCAUGAUUCUAGAUGGAAACCUAUUUCGCUUGUGAAGAAUGGUGAAGACAAUAUUGCUUGGAAAGGUGCUAAAGAGGGAGCCAUUUCGGUUAGCGAAGCUUACAGCCAUAUGAUGAAAGCUAGUUGGGACGAUAAAGCGGCAAUCUGAGAGCAUAUCUGGGCCCUAAAAUGCCCGCAACGAGUUAGGAACUUCGUCUGGUUAGCUUGUCAGGGGAAGAUCCUUACUAAUGAAGAGAGAUUGCGACGUGGUUUGACAAACAAUGAGGCUUGUGGCCUUUGUGGCACUCAUCAGGAAAGCGUGCUUCACUUUUUAAGGGACUGUCGAAUGAUUAAAUCGGUGUGGAGGGAAGUGGUGGCACCUACCAAACAGGGAGUGUUCUUUUCCCUUUCUUUAACUGAAUGGUUGAAUGCAAACAUUUGUUCUUCGGUUAAAUUCAACAAUGAGGAUUUUUCUUGGUAUUCAAUCUUUUCUAUUGUAUGUUGGUUUGCCUGGAAAUAUAGGAAUGAUUUAGUUUUCAAUGGUGGUUUGUAGGAAGCAUGGGAUAUUCUCGAUACCAGCUUUAUUUGGGCAAGACAUGCUGCUGGAGCUGGGCACAGUCGAAGCAAGCAAAGCAAUAAUCGCAGUGCUAUCGCUGUUAAAUGGAUUCUUCCCCCAAUGAACUGGAUUAAGUUCAACACUGAUGGUGCCUGGGACUCCAUGACGGGUAUCGGCAAGGCGGGCGGUGUCAUAAGGAAUUCGGAGGACUCUUGGCUCGCGGGCUACAAUCGAUUGAUGGGCGUUAGUUUCAUUCACAACGCUGAAUUAUGGGCAAUUUUUGAUGGCCUAACGCUGACAUGAAAUAUGAAUUACCGACGUUUGGUUGUUGACUGUAAUAAUGCUAGACUUGUCAAGCUGUUAAAAGCUGUAAAUGAAGCUGUCAUCACUAGCAGUUUACUAAUGAGAAUUAAAGAGCUGCUUAAUCGGGAUUGGAUUGUGAUGUUUUAACAUGUGUUCCAUGAAGCUAAUCUUGUGGCCAAUAGCAUGGCUAAGAUGUCAAAUCCCAAUUAUAGCGGUGUUCGUUUGCUUGAUAACUGCCCUCCUGUACUCCGACCUAUUCUAGAAGAAGACAAAUUUAGCAAAGUUAGAACUAACAUGCCAAAAAACAUAUUUUUUAGCUUAAUGCUGUUAUCUCUCAGGGCUUGACCCUCCUUGACUACCAAAAACAAAUAUAACACGUUGUAUAUUUCUGUUUUUUUUAAAAAUCAAAAU
Messenger RNA from Manihot esculenta (cassava), 4905 nucleotides. RefSeq lists its product as uncharacterized. The record is from RefSeq and is a predicted model, not a curated record. NCBI's taxonomy places the organism in Eukaryota, Viridiplantae, Streptophyta, Magnoliopsida, Malpighiales, Euphorbiaceae. The transcript has 2 exons. Bases 3268 to 3804 code for a protein of 178 amino acids.